AUGAAGUUUUUGGUUGUACUUAUAAUCCAGAUAACGGCUUGCAUUCUCGUGGCCGGAAAUGAUAACAACUUCCUGUUCAACUCUGAUCGCUUCCCAGAAAAUGAAGCAACGCCCACGCUGGGCAACGGCGUUAUCGGAUUUGUAGUCCACAGCGACGCCGUCUUUCUAAAUGGAGUCUUCAACGGAGCUCGCGAGCGCAGCCAUCGCGCACGCAUCCCAAACUACGCCAACCUGCAGCUGGAGACGUGCGAUCAUCGAGCUGGUGUUCAAUCGCAGUGUUCGUACCAGCUGGACAUGAGGUUCGGCCGCUUCCGGACGAUCUACAGCGAUCCCGCUUUGCGGUACCGGGUGGUCCACGAUGUGUACCCGCAUCGGUUUUGGCCGAACGUGAUCGUGAAUCAGUUUCGCUUGCAGCGAUUGGACGGUCAAGGGGUAAUUCAAGUGCGUAUGCAGCAGAUCGCUGGGGCUCAGUCUGCGGAUGUGACCUUUGAUCCGGCUGCCCAGGUGGAUGUCAACGGUGAGCUGUACCUGGUCCAGUGUGGACGCACUAACGAAUUGGAAGAUCCGCUGUUGCAAGCCGUACGAACUGAGGUUUGCGUGUACUAUCGGGACUACCCAACAGUGAUGGAGCUUCCUUCUGAUCGCACCGCACAUGAGUUCGUCUUCUUUACUGGUUUUGGAACCGAUAGAACAGCAGUGCUGAAUCAGUUGCGAGUAAUUAGCCCUUUGAACACUGAAAGGGUACAAACUUCAGAGAUGAAUAGACUGUGGGAAACCUGGGGUAUAACUGUCAGUGGUAGCGAAGAACUGGAUCGAGCGAUUAAGGCUAGUGCGUUUCACAUUAUCUGUAACAUUCCUGAAGAUUCUACAAUCACGAAUCAACCAAUUGGAACGUCCCCGUCCGGACUGGGCCGGGGAGGAUCUCCUGGGCAAGAUUUCCAGGGUCACACUCACUGGGAUCAAGACUUAUGGAUACUUCCAGUGGUGACACUUCUUAAUCCGACCGCCACACGCGCGAUGUUGCGCUACAGAGCUGGUCGUGCAAGCGCAGGAGCAGCUGCCAACGCAGCAGAUAAUGGUAACGAGGGCUGGCAGUACCCGUGGGCAUCGGCACAAACAGGUCGCGAAGUAUCACCCUCAGCGGAUGCCGCUGAACUGCAGCACCAUGUCACCGCGGAUGUUGCAUUCGCUACUCGACUCUAUCUGGCCGCUACCAACGAUCUCGCCUGGCUGAGAGCAGAGGGUUGCCAGCUGGCCUACCAGACCGCAAAGUUUUGGAUGAACCGAGCCGUUUACAAUGAAGAAACGGACAAGUUCGACAUCCGUUUCGUCACUGGACCGGACGCCAGCCACCGCAACGUGUCCAACAACGCCUUCACGAAUGUGGUAGCUGCUCACAACCUGUUUUUCGGCGAGUUCGCCGGCUGUAUGUGCAGGGCAGCGCUACAAUUGAGCCAGGGUGACUGGGAAUUGCUAACACGGACAGCCCGAAGCCUGCAACUUCCGUACGAUUCAACAGUUGACUUCCAUCCCCAGUUUGAAGGAUUCACCCAAGGUACCCAGGUCGGACAAGCCGAUGCCGUACUACUGAUCUACCCGUUACAGCUACCAAUGAAAGACAUUACCAAACAACAGAACCUCCGAAUCUAUAGCCAAGCUACACCAGCCAACACCCCAGCAAUGACCUGGCCCAUAAUCGCAAUUGGUUGGCUCGAUUUGGACGAACCCACUCUUGCAGCUACCCAUCUACGACGGAGCUACCAACCGUACCUGCGUCCCCCCUUCAACGUGUGGAACGAACGGCCUGCGGGAUUCGGUGGAGCGUCCAACUUUGUAACCGGUGCCGGUGGUUUCCUACAGGCCAUCCUCAACGGUUACGCCGGCAUUCGGUUGCAAGACAGCGAGCUGACCCUUAAACCACGGCUACCACCGGGUACGACUCGGCUGUUCAUCCCCCGUAUUCACUACAUGCAGUCGGUGUUCUCGUUGGAAAUACUCCCGGAUAAGUUUACGAUCAGUACUGACCUGGCCAACCUUACGCCGCUAGAGUUUCUUGUUGACAACCAAGGAUACGAGAUGUGUAGCUUCUGUGUUGCAAACAAGUAA
Molecule: messenger RNA, 2106 nt
Organism: Culex pipiens pallens (northern house mosquito)
Lineage: Eukaryota; Metazoa; Arthropoda; Insecta; Diptera; Culicidae
Product: protein-glucosylgalactosylhydroxylysine glucosidase-like
Exons: 4
Coding region: 1-2106 (701 amino acids)
Biological process (GO): carbohydrate metabolic process
Molecular function (GO): catalytic activity
Source: RefSeq, a predicted model, not a curated record